GACCAAUAAGGACAUGAUAUCGCUCGGUGCAUAGGAAAGGAUGAAACAGGCUGUGGUUGAUGACACUGAGGAUGUGUCCCUGGAUUUGGGGAAUGAAGAUGAACUGUCUCUGAGGAAGGCAAAAAUCAGGCAUCCCCUGGCUACAUUUUUUCACCUGUUUUUUCGAGUUGGCGCUGUUGUCGCCUAUUUGUUCUGCGACUGGUUCAGCAAAAGCUUUGUCGUCUGUUUUGUAACUAUUCUGCUCCUUCUGUCCAUUGACUUUUGGUCCGUUAAGAAUGUCACAGGGAGACUUUUGGUUGGUUUACGCUGGUGGAAUCAAAUCGACGAAGAUGGGAAAAGUCACUGGAUUUUUGAAGCUAAAAAGGCAGCUACUAAUAAUUCCACUUCGACAGAGGUGGAGGCAAGAAUCUUUUGGCUGGGUUUGAUUAUUUGUCCUAUGAUUUGGACCGUAUUCUUCUUCAGCACAUUAUUUUCUUUGAAGUUAAAAUGGCUGGCUCUUGUGAUUGCAGGAAUAUCUCUUCAGUCUGCAAAUCUUUACGGUUAUGUGCACUGCAAAGCAGGUGGUCAACAAAACGUAGGCAAGACAGCGUCAAGACUUCUAUCUCAACAGCUCUUCCAAAGAACACUCUGAACUCAAGCACUCGCCAAGUCUUCUUCAGAUAGAGACAUCUAAGAGGCUACAUAAUAGCUGAAAUUAUUAAUAGCAAAGUAGACACAGAUAUGUACGUGACGGCGCCUUAUGAUGCUUUGACCAUAAAACAUUAAAUUAUUGCUGUUUGUACACACA
Spea bombifrons (plains spadefoot toad) is the source of this 787-nucleotide messenger RNA. RefSeq names its product trans-golgi network vesicle protein 23 homolog A (gene TVP23A). NCBI's taxonomy places the organism in Eukaryota, Metazoa, Chordata, Amphibia, Anura, Pelobatidae. Gene Ontology annotation, cellular component: Golgi membrane. The coding region runs from base 41 to 631 and encodes 196 amino acids. Gene Ontology annotation, biological process: protein secretion; vesicle-mediated transport. The record is from RefSeq and is a predicted model, not a curated record. The transcript is spliced from 7 exons.